Symbiodinium sp. CCMP2456 is the source of this 633-nucleotide messenger RNA. The record is from the annotation of a GenBank genome assembly. NCBI's taxonomy places the organism in Eukaryota, Dinophyceae, Suessiales, Symbiodiniaceae.
AUGCGCGAGUUUGGUUGGCGCCUCAGGCAGCUUUGUGAAUUGGACCCCGCGGACGAGCACGUGGGUUACAACCACGAGGGGACGAUCUUCCUGAAAGUGCGGGAUCCCCAAAGCAGGCCCGAGCUUUACCCGUACAGCUUCGUGCUGGCGACUCUGCUGCACGAGCUGACCCACCUCUCCUAUGAAGGCCACGGCAAGGCCUUUUACAGACGUUUGGUGCUGGCCUCCGUCGCAUGUGGGGCCGAUGCCAGCAUCCGACGAGAGGUCCACAUUCAUGUCUGCUCCGAGCUGCUGAAUGCCGUCUGUGAGAACGAUGCCGGCCGUGCACGAGCUUUGCUGGCAGUCUUGCCCGAGGCAGCCAGUUGCCGGCCGUUGAACGGAGGGCAAUUCCCACUCGAGUACGCGGCACAUCAUGGUCGAGUGGCGUUGACAAAGCUGCUCUUGCAGGCACGGGCGGAUCCCAACGUUUACGGGCAGAAGGUUGGGAUGCCCCCAGUGGCACGUGCCGCUGCACAGGGCAAUGUGAAGACUGUCCGUCUGCUGCUACAAGCCGGCGCUCGUGGGGCUGCGUGGCUCCCACCGGACUUGCAGCGAGUGCAACGCAGCAAAUCCAGCGACUAUUUGGAGAAGGAG